AUGGCUACCCCUAGUGUCCUAGCUUUUGACGCUGAGGGUCGCGCCAUUGAUUUUGAGGUCUGGUUAGACGACCUGCAGCUGUUCUUACAGUGCGACAGGGCUGACGACCUUUCUCUCUUUGACCUCACCUCUGGCGCCUCUCCUCCUCCUGCUGCUGAUGCUGAUCCCACUGUCCGCUCUCAGUGGGCCACCCGCGAUGCUGCUGCACGUCUUGCUGUGCGUCGCCACCUCCCUACCUCUGAGCGUGCGCACUUUAGUCAGUACAAGAGUGCUCAGACCUUGUACGACGCUGUAGUUGCGCGCUACUCCUCCCCUGCCACUGCUGCACUGAGCCGUCUCAUGCUUCCCUACCUCUUUCCUGACCUCUCUGCCUUUCCCACUGUUGCUGACCUCAUUACGCACCUCCGCACUAGUGACACUCGCUACCGCGCCGCCCUUCCUGCUGAGUUCUGCGCUAAGAACCCACCCCCCAUGUACAUCGCUCUCUACUACGUAGUCGCGCGCCUCCCUGACUCCCUUCGCGUCGUCAGGGACCACUUUCUCGCAGUCUGUCCCACCACCCUCACCGUCGACCUCCUCGAGAAGGCCCUCCUCGCAGCGGAGAAGAGCAUAGUCGCUGUAGGUGCUUCUCGUGGUGACCCUCGCACCCCCAUCUUUGAGGGGUGCUCUCCUUCCCCCUUGCUGCCCUCUGUUGCCUCUGCUGCUACUGCCGACCUGCUUGGUCUUGAGUCGGUCGGCGCGGCGUCUGCCCCUAGUGGGAGACGUCGCUCCAGCAAGGGCAAGGGGGGCAAGGGCGCGGGUGGAGCUGGAGGGGGCGGUGGCGGUGGCGGCGGUGGCGGCGGAGGGAGUGGGGGUGGCGGCGGGACUAGUGGCGGGGGUGGUGGUGGUGGUGGCAGCAGCGGCGGAGACGGUGGUGGUGGUGCCAGCGGUGGUGGUGGAGGCAGCGGCGGAGGUGGAGGCGGCGGAGGUGGAGGCGGUGGAGGCGGCAGCGGAGGAGGCGGUGGUGGUGGAGGAGGUGGAGCUGGUCGGGGUGGUACCCAGCAGCGUAGCGGCGGUGGUGGUGGCCAGCGCUCGCAGCGGCAGCAGCAGCAGCGCUCGCGGGACAUCCCUCCGCCUCAGCAGCUUCGUGAGUGGUACGCUGGGCGUCAGAGGGGUGGGGGUACUGGUCCCUGCACCUACGUUCUUCGUUCCGGCGACCGCGCGGGUGAGCAGUGUGGGGGUGCCCACGCCACCCAGCGCUGCUUUGGCCGCCUGACGGACGCUUGGCGUCAGCAGUUCCCUGGGGCUAGUGAGAUCCCUCACUGGGAUGAGCUUCUCAGGGCUGGUGUAGCGAUCUUUGAUCUUGAUUUUGAUGCUAUCCUUGCUGCUAUGUAUGCUGUGGAUUAUAGUGAGGAGAAUGAGGGUUACCGUUGUUUCCAGCCCGACCCGGGCAUUGGUACUGCUGCGCUAGGUGCUUGUGAGGCUGCUGCUCUAGGUGCCAGUGCGUCUGUGCUCUCAGGUACUGGUGAGACUGCGCUCUCAGGUACUGCGUCGUCCUCGUCCUCCCUCACUUUCACACUUGACUCAGGGGCUUCUCGCUCCUUCUUUCGAGACCGCACUACCCUUACGCCGCUCGGCCGGCUGGUUGCGGUCUCCCUUGCUGACCCCUCUGGGGGUCCUGUCCUGUCUCACUUCUCCACUGUCCUCCCGUGUCUGGCUGCCCCUUCGGGCACCCUGUCUGGUCUGUACCUUCCCUCGUUCUCUACGAACUUGGUGAGUGGAGCGGACCUGCAGGAUGUGGGGGUUCACCAGUUCACUCCUGCGAGUCAGCGGGUGACCCACUGCACGGAGGCACGCACAGGCCGACACCUGGCCACGUUCUCGCGUCGGCCGGGGUCGAGUCUCUACACCCUGACCGUUGAGUCUCCUCCUGUCCCUGCGUUUGGUCAGGUGGCUGCGUCGGGUCAGGUGCUUGCUGCUGCGUCCCGGUCAGGUCCUGAGUCUGCCCCCUGUUCUUGUCGCCUCCUGUCUCACGAGACUCUCCUGUGGCACCACCGUCUUGGCCACCCCUCCUUGCCCCGUCUUCGGAGCAUGGCUUCCCGUGUCCUUGUCUCUGGUCUUCCCCAGUCUCUCCCUCCUCUCCCCUCCGGGCCAGGACCUUCCUGUGUCCCCUGUGUCGAGGGUCGCCUCCGGGCUACUCCUCACUCCUCCCACUUCCCCCCGACAGAGGCUCCCCUGCAGACGCUUCACAUGGAUGUGUGGGGCCCAGCCCCCGUCCGUGGGCAGGGUCACGAGCGCUACUUCCUGUUGGUGGUUGACGACUACUCGCGUUACACCACAGUCCUCCCCUUGCGCAGCAAGGGUGCGGUCACUGAGGUGCUGAUCGACUGGAUCCGCGAGGCUCGUCUCCAGCUCAGGAAGAGCUUCGGCUCGGACUUUCCUGUUCUGCGUCUGCACUCGGACAGAGGCGGAGAGUUCUCUUCUCGCCUUCUGCGGGACUACUGUCGUGCACGGGGGAUUCGCCAGACCUUCACACUUCCGAACUCACCACAGCAAAAUGGGAUUGCUGAGCGCCGCAUUGGCAUGGUCAUGGAUGUCGCUCGUACGUCCAUGAUGCAUGCGGCUGCCCCCCAUUUUCUGUGGCCGUUUGCGGUGAGGUACGCGGCGCAUCAGCUCAACCUUCACCCCCGGGUCUCUCGGCCUGCGAUAUCCCCAGCCUUGCUGUGGACGGGGAAGGUUGGCGAUGCGUCUGUGUUCCGUGUCAGGGGAUCUCGGGCGUUUGUCCGCGACUUGUCUGCGGACAAGCUGUCCCCUCGUGCUGCUCCCUGUGUCUUCCUUGGCUUCCCCACUGACGCCCCAGGGUGGCAGUUUUACCACCCCUCCUCUCGUCGUAUUCUGUCCUCCCAGGACGUCACAUUCGACGAGUCAGUCCCCUUCUACCGUCUCUUCCCCUACCGCACUCCUUCCCUCCCCCCUCCCCCGGACUUCCUUGUGCCGGUUCCCCCCCCGGUAGACCCCCUCCCCCCUCAGGUUCCUGCCCCCUCAGGUGUGUCCCAGGUAGACGCCGUUGACCCGGUCGAGGUUACUGGUGACUCUGGUGCUGCUGCGGGUGCUGAGCCUGGGGGUGCUGACUCUGGGGGUGCUGUGCGCGGGGGUGCUGAGCCUGGGGGUGCUACUGCUGGGGGUGUUGGGCCUGGGGGUGCUACUGCGGAGGGUGCGGAGCCUGGGGGUGCUGAGUCGGGGGGUACUGUGCCUGGAGGUGCUGGGUCUGGGGGUGCUGGGUCGGGAGCUGCUGAGCCUGGGGGUGCUGAGCUGGGAGCUGCUGAGCCUGGGGGUACUGCGUCUGGAGCUGCUCAGCCUGGGGUUUCUCCUGCUGCUGCGCGUGCUGCUGAGUCAGGAGGUGCUGCUGGAGCUGGAGCUGGAGCUUCUUCGACCGUCGAGGGUGCGGGUGCUGCCGGUCCCGGAGCUGCUGGACCUGCGGGUCCUCCUGAAGCUGGAGCUGCUGAGGGCGUUGGUGCUGAGCCUACUGCUGUUGGUCCUGCCGCUGGAGGUGUGGGUGGCGCUGGUGCUGUCGCUGAGGGUGCUGGUGCUGUCCCUGCUGAGUCUGGAGCUGCCGCGCGGCCUCGGCCGUACUUCGUUCCGCUCCUGCAGCAGGUUCUUGGUCUUUCUCCUCCAGUAGAGGGUCCACCGCCUGUCCAGUCGCAGUCCCUGCUGGAGCCUUCCUCUCCACUGCCUGCUCUCUCUCCUUACACUGGUCCUACUGGAGGUCUUGCUGAGCGUCGUGAGCCUGCGUCUCGUCCCGCGUCGCCUGUUCGUGCUGCUCGCGCUAGUGGUCGCAGUUCGCGUCAGCGUCCUCCUCCUGUCCCUGGCACGCACCGGAUGUCUUUGCGUCCGUCCACUGCUCCUCUGCGCGCCCCUUUGCCUUCUCCUCCUGAGUCCUCUCUUCCUGCACUUGCCGACCCUGAGUCGGACUCUCUUCGUGCUGCCAGUCCUACUGUCACGCGUCUGCUUGCUACUGUCGUCACUGACCCCUCUUUUGAGUCCACUGCUGCGUCUGCUCUAGUCGCUGAGCUCGUCGACUUCGCUGCUCGCUAUCGUCUCGACUACGCUGCUCGUCUUGUUGCUGAGUCUGCGUCUGUCUGUCCUCCGUCCGUCGGGGGUGAGUGUGCUCUUGGCACGGACGUCCUAGAGGACAGGCAGGAGGAGUUCCAGUGUCUAGUGGCUGCUUCACCUCAUCUCGCGUCUGUACAACUUGCCCCUGAGGGAGACCCGGAUGCACUAGACAUCCCGACUCCGCGUUCUUACGCGGAGGCCGUAGAGGGUCCCUACUCCUCUCAGUGGCAGGCAGCUAUGGAUGCAGAGAUGGCUUCCUGGAAGUCCACAGGCACCUACGUUGACGCGGUUCCCCCUCCUGGGGCGAACAUCGUCAGUGGCAUGUGGAUCUUCAGGGUGAAGCGGCCGCCGGGCUCUCCACCUGUCUUCAAGGCACGGUACGUUGCUCGUGGCUUCAGUCAGCGGCAGGGAGUUGACUACUUUCAGACCUUCUCUCCCACCCCGAAGAUGACUACUCUUCGGGUGCUGCUGCACAUAGCCGCUCAGGGCGACUACGAGCUUCACUCUCUCGACUUCAGCACUUCGUUCUUGCAGGGUAGCCUGCACGAGGAGAUCUGGCUUCGCCGUCCACCUGGCUUCACUGGGAAUUUCCCUCCUGGCACCCAGUGGAGCCUCCGACGGCCAGUCUACGGUCUCCGCCAGGCACCGCGUGAGUGGCACGACACACUGAGGACUACGCUUGCGGCUCUUGGGUUUGCUCCUUCUUCUGCUGACCCGUCGCUGUUUCUUCGCACCGACACUUCCCUGCCGCCGUUCUAUAUCCUCGUGUACGUCGACGACUUGGUCUUUGCCACAGCGGACACUGCUGGACUCGCCUACGUGAAGUCCGAGCUGCAGAAGAGACACACGUGCACAGACCUGGGUGAACUGCGCAGCUACCUUGGCUUGCAGAUCACUCGGGACAGAGCACGCCGCACCAUUACCUUGACUCAGUCACACAUGGUGCAGCAGGUCCUUCAGCGCUUCGGCUUCACGUACUCCUCGCCUCAGGCCACUCCUCUGCCUACUCGCCACUCACUCUCAGCUCUGCCUUCGGAUGAGUCCGUAGAGUCGAGUGGUCCGUAUGCAGAGCUUGUUGGCUGCCUCAUGUACCUGAUGACCUGCACACGACCUGACCUUGCAUACCCUCUGAGCAUUCUUGCACGCUAUGUUGCUCCUGGGAGACACAGACCGGAGCACAUGGCUACAGCGAAGAGGGUAUUGCGCUACCUGUGCAGUACGUCGGGCAUGGGGCUAGUGCUUGGAGGGCGGAGUCCAGUGGUCCUUACCGGCCACGCGGACGCUUCUUGGGCUGACGACCAGGCUACGCAGCGGUCGUCACAGGGUUACACCUUCAGCCUUGGUUCCGGCUCUGUCUCGUGGCGGUCUACUCGCUCGUCCUCGGUUCUCGGCUCCAGUUGUGAGGCUGAGAUCUACGCCGGGGCCAUGGCUGCACAGGAGCUUCGCUGGCUCACCUACCUGCUGACUGACCUUGGAGAGCCGCCUCGUUCUCCUCCAGUGCUGUACGUAGACAACAAGGCCAUGCUGGCCUUGUGUCGAGAGCAGCGCUUGGAGCACAGAACGAAGCACAUUGCUCUCCGCUACUUCCUUGCUCGUGAGCUGCAGCAGCGUGGUCAGUUGCGACUUGCGUACGUGGCCUCUGAGGCCAACACUGCUGAUGUGUUCACCAAGGCACUCGCGCCUUGUGACCAUCAGCGCUUUUGCACCCAGCUGGGUCUUGUACCUGUCUUGCCUCACUUGCUCUCCUCUUGA
Messenger RNA from Closterium sp. NIES-65, 5844 nucleotides. The record is from the annotation of a GenBank genome assembly. Lineage: Eukaryota; Viridiplantae; Streptophyta; Zygnematophyceae; Desmidiales; Closteriaceae.